Molecule: messenger RNA, 956 nt
Organism: Hymenoscyphus albidus
Lineage: Eukaryota; Fungi; Ascomycota; Leotiomycetes; Helotiales; Helotiaceae
Source: the annotation of a GenBank genome assembly
CCCCGAGGACAAUUCCUGGGUCAAGAAUCUAUUGCUGGGAUCUCUGUAUGCCUGGUAUCUAUCUUCAACAUGUUGGAAAUGGCCAAAGCGAGAUAGCAUCCAUGUAGAAAGCGAAGCAACACUUCGAAUCCGUAUUAGUAUUAUGGAGAAUACCAACUCGAGACCAACAAUUCAGAUCUCUACAUGGACUCAGAAGAGGUUCAAAAAUCUAUGAAUGAACAGCUGUUUUUCCUUCUUGAAAUCACUCCUCAAGCAUCAGCAGUUCCCUCUUAUUCCAUUCCAUUUUCACUCCUCUUAGAUUCAGUUUCCACUUCUUUCUAUUCUUGUCAGCCCCACUUAUAUAUCCAUUCGUAUUUUGAAAUCCCAGAAUGGCACCAGAAGCAGGAUCAAGCAAAAUCGACGUCACAAUUGCCCAAAAGAGCACACGAACCCCCUCUCUUGAAUUGGAGAUCAACAGACAUGUUGAAAACGGCAGACUUGGAAGACGAGCGGUUGACGCUGCCUUCAUCAAACCAGUUCCGCAUGUGUACAUUUCUCUGUAGCUCAUCUCAAGAUUGUGGCUGAUAAGAUAGUAGAGUUUCCGGAGACACCUGGCACACCACUCAAGGCGAUCCAAGAGAACACAUUACUGUCGAGUUUUCGAAAGACGGAAAACACGUUACUACCCACCAUGUCUAUAGAAUCAGUUGAGAAAAGUCUCAGCUGUCUAUAUGCUAUAUGGUUUCACUGAGAAAUACCUCAGGUGCGUUGCCUUCAGGAGUUUGACUUCAUUGCCCAAUCGCUAACAAGAACUUCUAGUUUUAACCAUGUGUUUUUUUGGUUAUAAGUCAUACGUCAGUCAUCAUUUCGAUGUGUAGAAUGCUUGUUAGGCAUAAGAAGUGGGUUGGAUUUUAGUUUCAGAAAGUAUCUCAGGUAGACUUUAUCGCAGUCAGAAUCCAAACCAUUUAUCAAUAUAA